Suncus etruscus (white-toothed pygmy shrew) is the source of this 5541-nucleotide messenger RNA. RefSeq names its product BRD4 interacting chromatin remodeling complex associated protein (gene BICRA). The coding region runs from base 216 to 4880 and encodes 1554 amino acids. The transcript is spliced from 14 exons. Gene Ontology annotation, cellular component: SWI/SNF complex. The record is from RefSeq and is a predicted model, not a curated record. Lineage: Eukaryota; Metazoa; Chordata; Mammalia; Eulipotyphla; Soricidae. Gene Ontology annotation, biological process: positive regulation of DNA-templated transcription.
AGGCAGUGCGCUGACCGGCCCGGCCGCCCGGCCCCUCCUGGGUCCUCCCGGCGCAGCCCGUGCGGGGCCGUCCCGGAGACCCCGCGCCGACGGCUGCUCAAACCUCCGGCUGGCUUUCGAGAGAACACUCCGCCAGUCCCCAGCCGGGGGCCCCGUGUAGACCUGGAGCGGACGACCCCUCCUUCCCUUCAUGAUCCGUCUGUAGCGCAGUGGCGAUGGAUGAUGAGGACGGGAGAUGCUUAUUAGAUGUGAUCUGCGACCCCCAGGCCCUCAACGACUUCCUUCAUGGAUCCGAAAAGCUCCAUGUGCAGGAAGCUGCUGGCAAUCACCUGAACCCGGAGCCCAGCCAGCCAGCGCCCAGUGUAGACCUCGACUUCCUGGAAGAUGACAUCUUGGGCUCACCAGCCGCAGGGGGCGGCGGGGGUGCCGGAGCGGCCGAGCAGCCCUGCGACAUCCUGCAGCAGAGCCUGCAGGAAGCCAACAUCACAGAGCAAACGCUGGAGGCCGAGGCCGAGCUGGACCUGGGACCCUUCCAGCUGCCCUCCCUGCAGCCUGCGGAUGCCGCUACGGGUGCAGCGGGUCCUGGAGGGGCGGCCCCUGUGGCCGCGGGACCCCAGGCCCUCUUCCCUGGCAGUGCUGACCUACUAGGCCUGCAGGCACCCCCCACCGUGUUGGCCCAUCAAGCGCUGGUGCCGCCGGCGGACGUGGUGAACAAGGCCCUGAGUGUGCAGCCCUUUCUGCAGCCCGUGGGCCUGGGCAAUGUGACGCUACAGUCCAUCUCUGGCCUUCCGGGGCUGCCCAAUGGGAGUCCCGGCGGUGCAGCAGCCGCCACACUUGGGCUGGCACCCAUCCAGGUGGUGGGCCAGCCGGUCAUGGCCCUCAACCCGCCCGCCUCCCAGCUUUUGGCCAAGCAAGUACCUGUCAGCGGCUACCUGGCAUCAGCAGCCGGCCCCUCGGAGCCCGUGACACUGGCCUCGGCUGGCGUGUCCCCACAGGGGGCUGGCCUGGUCAUCCAGAAGAGCCUACCUGCUGCUGUGGCCACCACACUCAACGGGAACUCAGUGUUUGCCGGAGCUGCGGCCACAGCCGCUGCCAGCGGGGCACCAUCCGGGCAGCCCCUGGCCGUGGCACCUGGCCUGGGCACGUCGCCCCUGGUGCCCGCCUCCAACGUUAUCCUGCAUCGCACGCCCACGCCCAUUCAGCCCAAGCCUGCCGGGGUGCUGUCACCCAAAGUCUACCAGCUGACCCCCAAGCCCUUCGCCCCCGCAGGCGCCACACUCACCAUUCAGGGCGACGCGGCAGGACUGCCGCCGCAGUCCAAGGCCCCCCAGAACCUGACUUUCAUGGCAGCAGGAAAGGCUGGCCAGAAUGUGGUACUGUCUGGCUUCCCCGCGCCCGCCCUGCCCGCUAAUGUCUUCAAACAGCCACCGGCCACCACCCCGGGCGCAGCCCCGCCGCAGCCCCCUGGCGCCCUGAGCAAGCCCAUGAGCGUCCACCUGCUUAACCAAGGCAGCAGCAUCGUUAUUCCGGCCCAGCACGUUCUGCCCGGCCAGAAUCAGUUCUUGCUGCCCGGAGCUUCGGCUGUGCAGCUGCCCCAGCCACUCUCUGCCCUGCCGGCCAACGUUGGGGGCCAGAUCCUGGCGGCCGCCGCGCCCCACGCCGGCGGGCAGCUCAUUGCCAACCCCAUCCUCACCAACCAGAACCUGGCCGGCCCGCUGAGUCUGGGCCCCGUGCUGGCCCCCCACUCCGGGGCUCACAGCGCCGCGCACAUCCUCUCGGCCGCCCCCAUCCAAGUGGGCCAACCUGCCCUCUUCCAGAUGCCCGUGUCAUUGGCCACUGGCAGUCUGCCCACCCAGAGUCAACCUGCACCCACCGGGCCCGCCGCCACCACCGUGCUCCAGGGGGUCACACUGCCCCCCAGCGCUGUGGCCAUGCUCAAUGCCUCCGAAGGGCUGGUGCCACCUGCCACCGCGGCCACUGCAUCUGGGGAGGCCACGCCAGUCCUGGCCGUGCAGGCUGCCCCCCAGGCUCCCCCUGUGGUCAGCACCCCACUGCCCCUGGGCCUCCAGCCUCCAGCCCAGCAGCCCUCGCAGGCUGCUGCCCCGCCUCAGGCCUCAACCACGCCGCAGCCCAGCCCAGGCCUGGCGUCCAGCCCAGAGAAGAUCAUCUUGGGACAACCACCCUCUGGGGCCCCUGCGGCCGUCCUUGCUCAGGAACCCGUGCAGAUGUUCCUGCCCCAGGAGAGGAGCCGGCAGCCCCUCUCUACUGAGGGCCCCCACCUCUCCGUGCCCGCCUCGGUCAUAGUCAGCGCCCCACCUCCCGCCCAAGACCCAGCCCCGGCCACCCCCGCUACAACCGGAGCAGGCCUUUGUCCGCAGGCCCCCGACAGCCAGGCAACCCCGGCGCCGGGCCCCCAGAUCCCGGCGGCGGCUCCCCUGAAGGGCCCCGGGCCCGCCUCGUCCCCCUCUCUACCUCACCAGGCCCCCCUGGGGGACAGCCCGCACCUGCCCUCUCCACAUCCUGCCCGGCCCCCCUCCAGGCCCCCGUCCCGUCCGCACUCAAGGCCGCCCUCACAGCCUCAGACCUUGUCCCGGCCACCCUCAGAGCCCACCCUGCACCCCUGUCCCCCGCACCAGGCCCCAGCACCUCUGCCCAGCAUCUUUGUCAUCCAGAACCAGCUGGCCGCUCCCCCUCCUGCAGGACCGCCAGCCCCAACUGCCUCGGGCCCAUCCCAGCCCCCUCUGCGUCCCCCUUCCCAGCCCCCUGAGGGACCUCUGCCCCCAGCACCCCACCUCCCUGCAGCCUCCACCUCCUCUGCGGCCACAGCAGCAGCCACCUCCGAGACGCCCACCAGGCUGCCGGCCCCAACGCCGCCUGACUUUCAGCUCCAGUUCCCGGCAGGCCAGGGGCCUCACAAGUCCCCCACCCCUCCUCCCACCCUCCACCUGGUCCCCGAGCCCACAGUGCCCCCGCCCCCACCUCCUCGGAGCUUCCAGAUGGUGACCCCCCAGUUCCCGGCGCUGCCCCAGUCCAAGGCUCUUCUAGAAAGGUUUCAACAGGUGCCGCCUGGGAUUAUUCUCCAGAACAAGACGGGGGGUCCCCCGGCCACCCCACAGACUCCCGCCAGCUUGGGGCCCCUCACCAGCCCCCCUGCCUCGGUGCUGAUCAGUGGGCAGGCCCCAUCCGGGACCCCUGCCGCUCCCAGUCACCCCCCAGCCCCGUCGCCCAUGGCCACUGCAGGCCACCCUCUGCUUCCUGCCGAGAGCAAAGCUUUUUCCAGCAGUGUCACAGCCCUGAGCACCAUCAAGCCAGGCAAGGCCUCGGGGCUGCAGUGCGAGAGCAGGCUGGGCAGUGUCAAGAAGCCCCCCGUGCUCCAGCCCAGCAAGGAAGCCUGCUUCCUGGAGCAUUUGCACAAACAUCAGGGCUCGGUCCUGCACCCUGAUUACAAGACUGCCUUCCCCUCCUUCGAGGAUGCCCUGCACCGCCUCCUGCCUUACCACGUCUACCAGGGCACCCUGCCCUCCCCCAGCGACUACCACAAAGUGGAUGAGGAGUUCGAGACAGUGUCCACGCAGCUGCUGAAGCGCACCCAGGCGAUGCUCAAUAAAUACCGCCUCCUGCUCCUGGAGGAGUCCCGGCGGGUGAGCCCCUCGGCGGAGAUGGUCAUGAUCGACCGCAUGUUCAUCCAAGAGGAGAAAACCACCCUCGCCCUGGACAAGCAGCUGGCGAAGGAGAAGCCAGAUGAGUACGUGUCUUCCUCGCGCUCCCUCGGCCUCCCAGUGCCCGCAUCUAACGAAGGACAGCGGCCUGCAGGCUCAGGGCACCCCGCACCCUCCACCCCGGGGGCGCCGCCACCCCUGCACCUGCCCACCAAGCUGGUGAUUCGGCACGGCGGCGCGGGUGGCUCCCCGUCUGUCACCUGGGCUCGGGCGGCUGCCGCAGCCUCAUCGUCCUCAUCUUCAUCGUCAUCAUCCUCUUCACUGUCCUCUUCAUCCUCCGCCACCUCAGCCCUGGACACGGACGAGGACGGCCCGAUGCCAUCCCGCAACCGGCCGCCCAUCAAGACCUACGAGGCGCGCAGCCGCAUCGGCCUGAAACUCAAGAUCAAGCAGGAGGCCGGGCUGAGCAAAGUGGUCCACAACACGGCCUUGGACCCCGAGCAUCAGCCGCCGCCGCCACCACCACCGUCCAGUGUGCUCAGGGCCGCCGAGCCAUCGUCCCGGCCACCACCCGCACCCCCUGCACCCCCAGGCCCAGGACAGAUGAAUGGCACCAUGGAGCACCCCUCGGCCAAGCCCCCUGCGCCCCAUGGUCCACGCCUGCCUUUGCGCAAAACCUACCGGGAGAACGUGGAGGCUCUGGGCACGGGCACAGGCGAGGGCACGGCAGGUGGCGGUGGCUUUGGGGGAGGCCGGACCCGCGCCCGGGGUGCCUCCAGCCCCCCGCCGCUGACUGACAAGGUGGGCGAAGCCACAAGCGGCCUGAUCCGAGAGCUGGCGGCCGUGGAGGACCAGCUGUACCAGCGCAUGCUGAAGGGGGGUGCACCUCAGUCCCAAGCCCAGCCUGGUGCCCCCGGGGGCAGCCGCACUGGCGAGCCGGCCUGGGAGGGCCCCCCAUUGCCCCCCGCUAAGCGGCGCAAGUCUGACUCACCCGACGUGGACCAGGCCAGCUUUUCAAGCGACAGCCCGCAGGAUGACACGCUCACAGAGCACCUACAGAGCGCCAUCGACAGCAUCCUGAACCUGCAGCAGGCCCCUGGCCGCACCUCAGGGGGCCCGCACCCCACGCCCACCGCUCCGCGCUCACCCCCACACCGGCCUGAGGCCUACCCAGCCCCCAGCCAGAAUGGCGGCCUAGGCACUCGGACGUGGGACAGAUAACAGCGGAGCCGGCCCACGCGGGGCCUCCUCCGCCUCUCGGGGGAUGGGUGGUCAUGACACCACCAGCAGCACCCCCACAUUUUCUUGCCUAAGUUAUUGGAGGCCCAAGAAGGGCCUCGCCACCUCCCUGCUCUGCCGGCGCAGCGCGGCAUGGCCCGGCGUGGGCAGGGCGCUCAUAAAUUUUGGGGAGGGGGCAAGUGAGGCCCAGGGCCCCCUGACUCAGUGGUGGUGGUGUGCCCUCACGGAUCCGUGUCCAAGGGAGCCCCCACGGGCUUUAGGGAACAGGCGAGGAAGGCUGGCAGGUCCCUCCGUCACUACCACCCCCGGCUAUGGGGGCCCUCAACCCACUCCCCGUGCGUGUGCCCGAGGGAACAGGAGCAGUUCCAGACCUACCACCACCAAGACCCCCCCCCCGCACCUCCAAGACAGGAAAACGGGGUCCCCUCCCCGCUCCCGACCACCACCAGUCUUCCCCCCCCCUACCCCGUUCUUCCUGCCGCCAGCCGCCUGCCCACACCAGAUUUUGAAAUCUCGGAGUCUAAACGAGUACUGUAAAAUAACUUUUUUGUACUGUAUUUAUUGUGCAUAACGAUUUUUUAAAGGAGAAUUCUGUACAUUUAGAACUUGUAAAUUAAAAACCGAUCCUUUUUUUAAAACUGUA